This is a messenger RNA of Heterotrigona itama, 1247 nucleotides long. Lineage: Eukaryota; Metazoa; Arthropoda; Insecta; Hymenoptera; Apidae. The record is from the annotation of a GenBank genome assembly.
CGCCCGGACACGGAGAAAGGAAUACAGUGGAGAUUUCAGAACAUCAAGAUUCCGUGUCGUCGUCGUGUCAGAGGUUGUCUUUUGACGUGGAAGGCCAGCGAAGUCGGUAGUCCUACGGCUACACUGAUUGCGGCGGACCCUCGGCGACCUGGACCCGAGGCGUUGCAUCCCUCCGGACACCAACUGCUAUUUAGAGGCAGCAUCUGCCUCGCACAAUCAAACUGCAGAACUGCUCCUAUCGUGUUAGCUGAGAAAGAAAACAUUUCUAAGUGUCCUGAUUCAUUGCUACUGUCGGAUUCGAGCAACGCCGCGUGCAUUACGUGGGAAGGAACCAACGGCGAAUUUAAGUUGACUGACCCCGACGAGGUGGCGAGACGUUGGGGCGAAAGGAAGUCCAAGCCUAAUAUGAAUUAUGACAAAUUGUCGAGAGCUUUGAGGUACUAUUACGACAAGAACAUCAUGACAAAGGUCCACGGGAAGAGGUACGCGUACAAGUUCGACUUCCAGGGUCUAGCGGCAGCGACGCAGCCUGCGGCUGCGGACCCAGCCGCGUACAAGUACCAAAGCGAGCUGUUCAUGUCCGGUUACGGGCACGCAAAAUUGAACCUAAUGCCGCCACCGGCCGCCUCUGUGUCGGUCUCCGUUCCAGGAGGGCUUUUCCAAUCGGCCUCCAGCUACUGGUCCACGAGUCCGGGUGCCAACCUGUACGCGGGACACCAUACGGCUUCUGGCCAUGUGCCGCCACAUUUGGGCACCUAUCCGCACUACGCAUGACCCACCGCCGAGCACUGGGGCGCCCUGGGUACGCCACGUUAACAAGUUUCUACUCGAGGGAAUUUAAACCGACCGCCGCCAUCGCGGUCUACGUGUGCCGUCGGUCUGUGGAUCCCGCGAAUAGACCAUACCUCUUGCAAUUGCUUGCAACUGUCAUGCUCCGAUGAUCGGUGAUGCCGUUUUAUCUGUCCUCUUGUAACAACUUUCAGUUGUUUAACACAUUUGGGUAACAACUGUUUGCCUCUAUUCUCGUUUCUCCUGAAAGCAUUGAGUAUUACAUUAUCGAUAUAGUUUUACAGUUUUCGAAAAUACGCGUUAGAAAAUGAAAGAUUUGUAAUUAUGUUGAACUUUGCAGAAAUCACUGUCUUAAGGAUUUUGCGCUAUAUCACGGUGUGAUAUGAGAGAUACAGUGACUUUAAUACAUUGUGAAAAUGCAGCUUUAUAGCUCUCUAAUCUACGAAUAGCAAUGUUUU